AAAUUUCACUUGACGAAAAUUGAAAAAUCAUUUAAAAGUUGAGUUAAUUACUAAAUAAAAAUGGAUACUAGCGAUUGUAUACCAAAGUCGGCAACAGAUGAUGAAAAUAGUACUGAAGAAAAAGAAAAUAAAUCAAUAAAUGUGAAUAAUAAAUAUAAAUUGUUGCUCGAUUCCGAUUCUGAAUCUGAUGUUGAGAAAGAAACUUCAGUUAACAAAUCCAGUAAUAAAGUUAACGAUGAUUCAGACGAAGAAAGUGAUAAUAAUACAUCAAAAAUUGCUAAAAACAGAAUCGUUUCCGAUUCAAGUGAUGAUGAAAAAGUUUCAAAUCGUUCUUCUGUCAAAGAUCGCAGAAAAAAUAGCAAUCCGAAGAAAAAGAUUCUUCCAAUUAAACACCAUCGUAAAUCGGCAAGUAAAGCUAUGGAAGUGAUAAAGAAAAAAAUUGCUUCAAAACAAGAAACGAAUGUGGACCAAAACACUCAAAUUGGAAAAGAACGUGAAAUUAGAAUUCCUUACCAUAAACCUAAACAAUAUACGCUGAAAGAAUUUUUAUCACGAAAAACACUUAAUAAGCCAAUUUUCGAUGAAGAAAUAACCGACACAACUUUGGCAAUCAAAAGAGCAAACCAAAACAUUGAUGUGCUCAUUGAAAAGAUGAAAGAACGAGAGAAAGAAACUCUUGAAUUCUUUAAAAGCGAAUCAGAAAAUGAUGAAAAGGAACCUGAGCAAGAUAAAAAAAUUUACGAAAAGAUUUCAACGAAUUCUGACGACGUUCCACAAACUUCUGAUAACCAUGUUGAGAAAGCUGAGCUUAAAAGUGAUGAUCCUGAACUCGAUAAAAUUCGUGAAAGAUACAAAAAUGAACCAUUGCCAGCCACAUUGAAUUUGCAUGAAGGAAAUAUUGAACAUAAGCCUUCAAUUCGUACUUCAAAGACUCAUGAUGAAAUGUACUCAGGAGAUAUGAUCAUUGACUUGGAAACGGGAUUAAUUCAGCCGAAAAAACUUAGUGGACCUGAAGAACUCCGUCAACGUCUUUUUAAAACACUUCCAAAAUCAUCACCUUUAGAUCCUACCGGAUCAAACAUUGCUGAUUCCAAACGUCCAUGCUUAGCUCGUGUACAAUGGAAAGGGAGUUUGCAAGAAGCAGCAAAGAAAGAAUCUUUGGAACUGUUCAAGAAGGGACUGAAGGUCAGAACAAAGGAAGAAGAGCUCGAAUUAAAUGAAGAAAAACCAUCAAAUCUAGAUGAAGAAGAUGAAGUAGAGAAAGAUGAUGAUGAAAGUGAUGAAGAAAUUGAAGCAGAAGACGAAGAGGAUGAUGAGGAAGAACAAGAACUCAUUGAAAGUAAGAAGAAGAAAAAUGUCUGCGAGUUCCUUGACGAUGAAGCUGUAAAUGAAGAUGAAUCUGAAGAUGAAGAGGAAUCUUCAAGUUCUUCUAGUGACGAAGAAGAAACAAAAAAAAACGAAAAAUCAUUUCCUAAAAAAGGAAGAAUUUUGAAAGCUUUUGAAGAAGAUUCAGAUGACGAAAGUUGUAAAAAGUUACUGGAAAAUGUUGAAGAAAAUAAAGAAUCUGAAUCUGAGAAUAUUGAAAGUACAGAAAAUAUUCAAGAAAACCAAAUCGAAUCACAACACUUUAACAGAGGAUCCGAAGACUUAUUCAGUACUCAACCUUCUGACUUCACAUUCAGUGAACCAAGUGUUUCUGUUGAGAAGAAACAGAAUGGAAUUAGCGAUUUGUGCAAUGAAAAAUUCUCACAACCAGAAGAUGACGAUUUUAUGGAAAUUCUUUCCGGACAAUUUGCACCCACACAAGAUGAUCAAGUAACUGAAGUUCCGGCAACUGAAGAAGUUCAAGAAGACUCUCAAUUCAUAACACAAAUCGAUCAAGAAACUCCAACUGCUGGAAAAGUUUUAUCACCAAUCAAAAAUCGUCAGAAACUUCUCGAAUCAAGCGAUGAUGAAGUGGAAGAAAACAUUGAAGAAGUCAACAACAAGAAAAAGAUGAAGAAAAAGAAGAAGAAACGCAAACAAAGGACUAAAAAAUUAGGCUUUUCUGAUGACGAGGAAGACAACGAGGAAAAUGAUGAGUUUGAGGAUGAAGAAAAUGUUGAAGAUUGCGAGGACGAAGAAGUGGAAGAAGAGGAAGAAGAAGUUCUUGUCGAUUAUGAUUCAGAAGAAAAUGAAAUCGAAGUAAAGAUGAAGAAGAAAGAUCGAAUCAAAGCUGCUAGUGAUUACUUCGAGAAGGAAGCUGAAUUAUCAGAUUCAGAAUGGGGAUCAGCUGAUGAAGAUGAAAUGGGAAUGGACAAGCUUGAGCUUGAAUUAGGCGAUGAAGAACAAUUUGAUCAAGAGAAAUUGCAGGAAGAAGUUGGAAGAAUUCAUGCCCGUAAAGUUCUUGAUGACGACAUAAAAAAUGUCAAAAAGCUGCAAGAUUUAUUGUUCGAAGACGAUGAAAAUGACGGCAUGGAACGUGAAAGAAAAUUUAGAUGGAAAAAUCAAACAAACGACUUUGCUUUCGAUAAUGAUAAUGCAAGAGGUGGAGAUGAUAAUCUUCAAGAUGAAAAUGAUGAUGAAGAUGAUGAACAGUUGGAGAUUCAGUGGCGUAAAGAACGACACGAACGGGAGACUUUAUUACGGGAACAUGCAUUGAAGAAUCCUGAAGAAGAUAGCGACAGUGUUGUGCUUUUUGAUCAAGACAGCCAAACUGUCACAACAUCAAGCAUGAGUAAAUUGAUUAAAUAUCGAUGUUCUACAUCCAGUAGCUCUUUGAAAGCUUCAACUACAGUUCUCGAUAAAAAUUCAGCAUUUUUGAUUAAAGCAUCAGAUAUGCAACGAUACAAACGAUCUUCAUUCUUGGCACGUGACGAUCAAACUCUUAAAAGAAUUGCAAGUUUUCUUCCACGAAAGGAUGACGAAAUAUCUAAUCUUAGUUCACAUGGUACAAGUUCUAUGAGCUUCAUUCCAAUUGAAAAACAAGAAGAUAAUAAAAAGAGAAAAUCUGAUGGAAAUUUUAUUGUAAUAAAAACAAAAAAAAUUAUGUCAGACACCAGUUGCGACUCAAAUUGUGUCCUGACGGGAUUUCUUCUGAUAAAGUCCCAAAACGGUUUUAAUAUCAAACAGAAUCCUAAAAAGAAACGUUUCGUAAUGCUUUUUGCACGAUCCAGCCAAGGAAUUGAGCGUCUUGAGAUUGCCGAUAGUGAGACUGAUAAGAAUCCUCGAAUAGUUACACUCGAGAAUUGCAUUAAAGUCAACUCUGAACCAUUACCACCAGCCUUUCUCAUAAAUGUCCUUACAAAAUCUGGUCAAAUUGUCUUCCAAUGCACAAACGAAACUGAAUUAAAUCUUUGGACAAAAUCACUGCAGUCUGUUGCCUUCAACGAUAAACUAGCACAGUCAAAAAGAAAUUCUAUAGUCGAGUACAAUGAACUUUACUGCUCAUCAUUGUCGGAAGGAAAGUUUGUCUGCAAUUUAAUAUCAACUGACAUCACAGUUAAGAAUAAACUGGAACCGAAAAUUUAUACUCUUGAAUUAACUAUGACAGAAAUCCAAUUGCGAAGUUAUGAUGACGACAGUGUGAUCGUUGCAAAAUGGCCAUAUCGAUACAUUCGUAAGUAUGGCUAUCGCGAUGGAAAGUUCACAUUCGAAGCUGGUCGUAAAUGUGACACAGGCGAAGGAACUUUUAAAUUAGAUCAUGCAAAUCCACAAGAAAUAUUUCGUUGCAUGUCGUCUAAGAUGAAAUCAAUGAAGAAACUUCUUAAUGGUGACAGUUCGGGAAGUUUGGACUGUGGUGAAAACCAAUUGAAUGCAGCUUUAUCAAUGGAAGCUGGAUCGAGAAGUCCAUUGCCACCAUUCAUUAAUUCACCAAAUUCACCAGAUGUAGAAAUUUCCAUAACAUCGCAUGCAUCACUUCGAGGAUUUUUGUCAUCAACAGAUUCGAUAAACAUUCCAUUUCUGCCUGGACCACCAACGCCACCAGUUAAAAAUCUUCCAAUCUCAAUUCCAAACAAACCACCUAGAAAGACUUUACAUACAGUGAACUCAAGCGACAGAUUAAAUCCAAACUUUCAUGAAACACUAGUUCAACUUGAUUCCCCGCCCACGCCUCCAGAAAGAAAUAAAUCGAUGGCCCGCGAUUACGAAUGCAUUGAGAAUAUAACUGAAGCGUGGAAAACAUUGGGAAUUGAUGAACCUAAACAUACUGAACACGUUUCAACACCCGAAGAUGAACUUCAAGAAUUCGCAUGGCAACGAAGUAAAUCUUUCAAUCGAAACGAAACGAGAAAGAUUUCCAUAAUUGAUAUUAAUGAGAGUGCGACGAGUGUGAAUAAUUCAAAUGUAUCAGUUACAAAGUUGGAACGUUUAACAGAUGAUGAUGAAAGUGAUUAUGAUCGAUUGGAAUUCUUUCCAACUAGCAACAAAGCAAGUUCAUCAAGCAGUGGAUAUAAAACUAUUGUUCCAAUCGUUCCACCGCCUAUGAAAAAGAAACCGCCAGUAUCUGACGAUUACGAGAUUAUUACACCAACUGAACUUCAAUCACUGCCUUCGACAUCUCAUGACAUUCCAACCAAUCCCGAGCCACAUUUAGCACCAUCGCGGUUAGCUGACGAUAGUUAUCUUGGAUAUGGUGUGAUAAGAAAAACGAGUUUACCACAACAACAAACUUCAUCAACUGCUGUUUCCUUCUCAUCAACUUCAACAACACAAACUGUCGUAUUAAGUGAUGAAGAGUUAUUGGAUCAUCACAAAUAUAAUGGAUUGGAUUAUGCGAUUGUAAGCAAACCGAAAAGAGUCUGAAGAAAAGAAUCUGAUAGGAAAUUAUGUUGCCAUAGAAUUUAGUCAUCUGACUUUAAAAAUCUUUUCUCAUUUCAUUCCAUAUUCCUUAAAAAUGAUAAGAAACUUUUGAGAUUUAAUUCAAUUUUAAUGUUACAUUCCUUUUGAGAUCUUUGACGUUCAAUGUAAUUUUGGUUUCAUUAUCAUCGUCGUACUUUGUUUUUAGUUUCAAUCGUUACCGAAACUUUCAACCGUUACAUUGAAUAUCAUUGAUUUUAUUGUUAAUUUUUGUUUUCCAUUUAUUAUAAUAUUCGAAAAGAAAGAAAAACGUCCAGUAUUGAGUUAAGUGCCUUUAAUGAUUGUUUUUUGUACUUACGAAAGAUACGCGAAAUAUUUUUGCAAUAAAAAAACUUUUUGAUAUUUUCAUAAACGAUAA
Messenger RNA from Clunio marinus, 5197 nucleotides. The record is from the annotation of a GenBank genome assembly. NCBI's taxonomy places the organism in Eukaryota, Metazoa, Arthropoda, Insecta, Diptera, Chironomidae.